Messenger RNA from Puccinia graminis f. sp. tritici CRL 75-36-700-3, 603 nucleotides. RefSeq lists its product as uncharacterized. The transcript has 2 exons. The record is from RefSeq and is a predicted model, not a curated record. The coding region runs from base 1 to 603 and encodes 200 amino acids. NCBI's taxonomy places the organism in Eukaryota, Fungi, Basidiomycota, Pucciniomycetes, Pucciniales, Pucciniaceae.
AUGAUAGACAUAGCUAAAUCGAAACUUCAAGACAAAGCCGUCCAAAAAAAAUUGAUCGAGCUGGCGAAAACGUACCGACAAACCGAAAGGAACACCUUCCCAGAUUACUCUUCCCCCUCAACGUCGGACAGGAAUAGUCUGUAUUGUCAGAAGAAACCCAAGAAUCCUGAACUCGUCGGAUUGUCGCAAAAACAAAGCUCGGCCGCUGAUCCUAAGUUGUUCUUUGACCCUAAGUCUAACGGUAAGAGUAUCCAAAAAGGCUCAGAUCAUGACGUGCCGGAGGGUGGAGGCGAUGAAGCGGCGGGGAAUGCGUCUGACAACUCGGCUAAUGCGAGCAGUCCCGGGCCCAACGCGUUCUCCUUGAGCACGACUCGCAGUCCGACUGAAAUCCAACACAACCGAGAGCUCGGCAUAGUCGAAAGUAGUCGGCCUCACAAGCUCGCUAACAGCACCCAGUCCUCACAAGCUCCCACUAGCGUCCGACUGCAAGCUCCUUCUACUGAUCCAGUGAAGAACUCGGCCACAAAAGAAAAGUCCCAGCCUCCACAAGGCAAGCGAAAAUCAUCCGGCAAAUGUCGUCCAAAACGCUUGAGGAGGGUUUAG